Messenger RNA from Danaus chrysippus (African queen), 1290 nucleotides. The record is from the annotation of a GenBank genome assembly. Lineage: Eukaryota; Metazoa; Arthropoda; Insecta; Lepidoptera; Nymphalidae.
AUGGCUAUAAUUUUGAAAUAUCUAGUGGCCGGUUUGGUUCGCUUUUGGUUAAUACACACAGAUUAUUGGCAAACAAUAUCUAAUAGAGUGGAGAUUGCAACCCCUCUAAACUCAUGGAAGCGUUUAAUAGAAGGUGUAUAUUUAUUUGAUCACGGCAUUAAUCCAUACGAAGGAGACUCCUUUCAUGAGUCUCCAAUAAUGUUGUUUGUUUUCCACAUUUUAUUGAAAAAAGUACCCUAUUUGUUACCGGUAAUUUUUACAUUUUUGGAUGUCUUUACUGCUCAUGUGUUAUACAAAACGUCUAAGGCGAUUAUAAGGAUAUUUAAAGAUAGUCAAGAGUCGAACAAAGAUGAUGUAUCGGAGGAGUCUAAAACAAUGCUUCUAAGUGAAUCACAAUUGAAUGAAGUUCCAGGACAUGUCCUAGCACUGUACUUGUUCAAUCCUUAUUCGGUUCUCAAUUGUGUGGGGAUGACAACAACUGUUAUUCAGAAUUUGACACUAGCUAUAUCAUUAUGGGGAGCUACAAAUGGACAACGAGUGCUGGCGUGUGCUUUCAUAGCACUUGCUACUCAUCAAGCUCUGUACCCCAUUCUACUCAUUGUUCCCAUAUCAAUACUACUUGCGAAUGUCAACAAAGGUUGUAACAAAUGCUCAUAUAUCAGAACACUAUUAGUAUUUGUAUUAUGUUGGGGUUUCUUAAUAUUCAUAUCUGCAUUUAUUAUGGAUGGUUCAUAUAAUUAUGUAUAUAAUACCUAUGGAUUCAUAUUAAGUGUUCCUGACCUGAAGCCAAAUAUUGGAUUGUUUUGGUACUUCUUUACGGAAAUGUUUGAGCAUUUCAGAUUGUUAUUUGUGUGCGCAUUUCAAAUUAAUGCACUCGCUCUCUAUGUGGUGCCAUUGACCCUUAGGUUUCAUAAAGAGCCUGUGUUACUAGCCACAGUAUUGAUAGCUCUCUCAACUAUAUUCAGAUCAUACCCAUGUGUGGGUGAUGUCGGCUUUUACUUGGCUUUAUUGCCAUUGUGGAAGCAUCUAUUCUCAUUUAUGCAACAAAAGUUUAUUGUUGGAUGUGCCUUUAUCAUCACAUCAGCUCUCGGACCAACUGUUUGGCACCUCUGGAUCUACUCUGGUUCAGCCAACGCGAACUUCUUCUUUGGAGUAACCCUUUCUUUCGCUACAGCACAAAUAUUUUUGAUUACAGACCUAUUAUUUGCAUAUAUUAAAAGGGAAUUCACUCUUAAACAUGGUUCAUCAAGACAAAUUGACGGGAAACCAGCCAAAUUAGUACUACGAUAA